Messenger RNA from Acipenser ruthenus (sterlet), 1650 nucleotides. Its product is annotated as surfeit locus protein 1-like. The coding region runs from base 127 to 1056 and encodes 309 amino acids. Gene Ontology annotation, biological process: mitochondrial respiratory chain complex IV assembly. The record is from RefSeq and is a predicted model, not a curated record. Lineage: Eukaryota; Metazoa; Chordata; Actinopteri; Acipenseriformes; Acipenseridae. The transcript has 9 exons. Gene Ontology annotation, cellular component: mitochondrion; membrane.
AGGGGUUACACUUUUACCACUCCCCAUUCCAUCCUCUAUUACAGCCGGGUACUGAUAAAGUUCAUUAAUGUUACCUGUAUUAAUAUUUUACAUGUAAUUCGAGUUUCUUUCUGAUUUAGUCAUAACAUGUCCAGUCUAAAAUGUGUCCUUGUUUCCUCUAUCAAGACUCUGAAGACGUUAAGACAUAAUGCCCAGAACAUUUAUCCAAGAAAAGCUGUAUCAGGAUACCAGUUCGGUUUGGCAGCUUUCCUGUCAAGACGCUGCGAAGGAGUCUGUGUAAGAUCAUCCAGACAGUCCAGCUCCUCAGCAGCACUCAAUGAGAAAGGGGAGGACUCCAUACUGAAAUGGCUCCUGUUGCUGAUUCCAGCUACUACAUUUGGCCUGGGGACAUGGCAGGUUAAGCGCCGGCAAUGGAAACUGCAGCUAAUCCAGGAGCUGCAGAGUCUGACUACUGCAGAGCCCAUAGACCUCCCUAUAGAGCCCAUGGAGCUGAACUCUCUGGAGUACAGGAGAGUGAAGGUGCGCGGGCGAUUCGAUCACUCUAAGGAGCUGUACAUCCUCCCUCGCUCGCAGGUGGACCCCGAGCGGGAGGCCAGGGAGGCUGGGAGAAUCACCUCGAGUGGGGAGAGUGGGGCGAACGUCGUCACUCCCUUUCACUGCACUGACCGCGGGGUAACAAUCCUUGUAAACCGAGGCUUUGUUCCAAGAAAGAAGAUCAAUCCAGAAACAAGAAUGAAAGGACAGGUCCAAGAGGAGGUGGAUCUGGUGGGUGUCAUCAGGCUGACAGAGGUACGGAAGCCCUUUGUCCCUCAGAACGACACUGAGAGGAACCGCUGGCAUUUCCGUGACCUGGAGGCCAUGGCAAAGGUCGCCGGCACAGAGCCCAUUUUCAUUGAUGCCGACUUCAGCAGCACAAUUCCAGGAGGGCCCAUUGGAGGACAGACUCGAGUGACUUUGAGAAAUGAGCAUAUGCAGUACAUCAUUACAUGGUAUGGCCUCUGUGCAGCUACCACCUAUAUGUGGUACUGGAAGUUCAUCAGAAGAAUACCCUUGUAGAAUUCAGAGACAAAAACCCACAUGCAGGUUGGCUGUGCUGUCCCAAUACUUUUGAUAAAGCAGAUUAAUGAAGUUGCAGUAGUUUGGAUUAUACUGUAAAUAUUGAUAAAGAAUUAUAGUAGUGUUGACAUCUUUAAAGUGUCCCUCUGAAAAUAAAGUGCAACUAAAACAGUAUGUAUUGCAAGAGGUCUACUUGUAGCUUUAAAAACUGGUGGCUGGUUUCCAAACCCUGAUCAACAGUAAUCUUGGGCUACCUAAUGUUACUUUAGGUAAGGUAGUUGAAGCCUAGCUCUACCAGGAUCUGAUAAAUCUGAGAUGGGAGGAACAAGUAAUUAAUUUCAUUUAAACUGCAAACACCUCAUCCCUUGGAUGACGUAUCAGCAUAACAGUUCUAAAAAGCUGGGCUGGAUGCAAGCAAAGUGAAUGUCCAGAACAUUUUGCAUCACCCUAUAGAAUGAACUCAUUUUGCUUCAUAAGUCAAAAGUUACAUUAACAUACUGAAUAACUUACUGCUUCAGUUUUCCCAUAUACUUGACAAAUGAGAAAUAGAAAAAUGUGAUGUUUCAAAAUCUAACAUUAAAUAUUGUACUACUA